This is a messenger RNA of Laetiporus sulphureus 93-53, 2414 nucleotides long. RefSeq lists its product as uncharacterized. The transcript has 3 exons. The record is from RefSeq and is a predicted model, not a curated record. Bases 121 to 2241 code for a protein of 706 amino acids. NCBI's taxonomy places the organism in Eukaryota, Fungi, Basidiomycota, Agaricomycetes, Polyporales, Laetiporaceae.
ACUCAACAACGACCCGCGCAGCGCCCACGCUCCCACCCACGACGUCCUCGUCACCAUUUUAACGUAUAUAAAUAUUUCUGUUCGGUCUGAGCUUCCAGUCCUUACCCGAACGCCCCCACCAUGUCCGUUCGAGCUCCUGCUGGCACCAACCCGCUGCCCACGAAACGGCCUGCGACACGGAGCACGCUUCGACAGUCCCUCAACCUCACCUCUGUAGGCAGGGCGCUUGCGGACGUGAUGCAUAAGUCUGAUGGCAAGGAUGGAGGAGGAGACAAGGAGAAAGGGGCGAAGAAGACAAAGGAUGCGGCCUCGCGGCGCAUGAGCGGGGUCGGGGUGCCCCGCGCACCAUCUUGCUCUGCAACGGAGAAGUCGUUGCUCACGAAGCUGGAUGAGGCGUCUCCGGACUCGAAGGCGAAGACGAUCACCAAGCAUUCGCGCCGGGUAUCUGUAAUGAAGAAAACGAGUGCGACGGAUUCUGAUGAUACGUCGUCAUCACCGUCAGGAUUGGCGCCAAAGUCUACGAUAACGCGGUCUUCGACCCUUCGGCCCAAGGCGACCAACGCUGGUACCGCGUUGCCCAAGUAUAGGCCCAAGUCUAUGCUUGUCAGCGCUGCGGCCACAAAGAAGCCUCCAUCUCCUGCACCGCAGGAUGCGAAGUCAGGUGCAGCCAAAGUGUCCGAGAAAGAGGCAAACGGUGGUCACAAGCGCAGUGCUACACUGGAUAUUCCUCCCUCGGGCGGAAAGCUUGGUCGCUCAGCUAGUCCGAUACGUCGUCGGUCCGUGUUGAAGGUUAACCUUACAAAGGCCAUCAAUGUGCGCCCUCAGUCACCGGAAAAGAAAACAGUCCCUCGCCCGUCGAAGACCGCGAAGACUACGAAGACGGCUACGGGCGUAUCUACGGUACGGCAGACGGAUCCUCAUCUUCCCUCGUCAGCAUCAUCGUCAAUGUCCUCCUUGCCCGGCACCUUCCGGAGCAGGUUGAAGAAUAUGUCAGCCAAAUCGUCCUCGGGCUCAUCCUCGGACCAGGGUAGCCAGAAGGAGAGUGCGCGCCCAAGCCCGCUACGUCAUACUGUCGCGGCACCAGAGACGCCUCCUAGUCGCCGUACAGCACGAGAGAUAGCUCAGGCGAUCGCCGAGUCGGAGUCCACCCCCACUGCCCUGGACGUUACCGCUGCCGCUUCUGCUGCGGACGUUACGGAAGGCACGAGCACCGAUAGCAUUGACGAUGUGGAGUUCAUGCUAUCCACUAUUGCUUCGCCUUCGGGGCCGACUCCAAUACUUCCUAGGCUCCGUCUACCGAGUAUCAGAGAGGGCGGCGAUCCGCAUACGCCUUCUCGCCCAUUCCUGCCCUCUCGCGCUAACCUCUCGUAUCUCACUCCUGAUCAACGUUCAACAAACGGCUCACCUUUCCUACGCCCCUUGCAUAUCCAGCAGGGAGUGGAUCGCGGUUCGAUCCUAUCAUGGGAGCAGCUGGCGAAGCACAGCAAGGCCCUGCAAGAUGAGGACAUAGAUCAUAUGCUCUCCGAGAUUCCUGCUCCUUUCCGUUUAGGCGCGAUCUCCCCGAGCGUCAGCUUUAGCACUGACGCGAUGCCUGAGAGCCCAAGUAUCAGCUCGCUGCCUUCGCCCAGCGCGUAUGGAUCGAUAUCGCAGGUGCUGCUCCCAGAUGUCACGCCAUCGCCUGCCGUUCGCAUCAGCGAGUUGCACUUCGAUAAUGCCGCCGCCGGCCCAUCGCUCGAGGAUGCUGCAGCCAUUACGCGUCUACGCCUACAGCUCGCCUCGGUCGAGACGAAGGCGCAGGAUCGGCUUGCAGAAAUCGAGUCGCUUGAGAGUCAGCUGCAAACGGCGAAGGCAGCGCGCCUACGUGACGUGGAGGAGCUCGCGAAGCAGAUCUCACAGCUCGAGGAGCAGGUGCACGGUAACCUCAACGUAGACAGCGAGCGCAUGGAGUAUAUCAAGUCGUUGGAGGAGCAGCUACGGCAGGCACAGACUGCGCGCGAGCAGGCCGUACAGGAGGCGCUCCAACGCAUGCAGGAGCGCGUCGAGGUGGCGCAUGGUGCGACGCUGGCUAAGCAGCAGGGACGGUGGAAGCUGGCACUCUGUGCGCGCGAUGCCGUCGGUGCGUGGAACUCUGUACGGGACCUGGCUGAGUGCGAGCUCGAGCGCGUACGCGCGGACAGGGAGAUGCUCUCGGUGCUCUUGACUGGGCUUUACGUGGUCCACCCUGUUUGCUCAGUCGCAUGAACAGAGUAUGCACGCCUCGUUGUCGACACUCAUCAAGCAUAUUGCACUAUUUGUAUUUGUAAUUUAUAACGCCCCCUGCAGAAGUGCCUUGGAUCAUGAAUAUUCUACGCCACCUCCGAUGUAGUCAUGGGGCCUCAUGCUAUAAGGUAUCUGCAGCAUCGGACGACAUAUGU